GUGGGCGCCGUAAUUGGUGAUAUUUCUUCGGACCUGACAAUGGCAGAAGCUAUUAUGACUUCUAGUAUCGGCAUUCCCCAAUGUUCCUUUUGCACUUACAACAUGGACGAAACGCAAUUGAGUACAUAUGGGUACUUUUUCCGUACAGUGCCGGGUGUCGUUACAUAUCUCGAGGGAUUGAUGGCAGUGAUCCGACAUUAUGGCUGGCGAAGAAUCUCCAUCCUGUAUACGUCGGAUGUGCCGGGAUUAUUAGGUACCAUAUCGACUUAUCUUGUUUACGCCUAUAAAAAGCGAUUUGUCACGUUAACUAAAGUGGUCAUUUUCCAACGCAUUGGUAUUGAUAGGCGAAAAGUCAUUCUCGAAGAUUCUGGGCUUUUCAGCCCAAAUCAUGUAUGGUUGACCACUAUCGAUCUAUCCAACUCGCUUUCAGUCCUCCCGAGUCCCUCAGAUUUCAAUGGGUUGAUUAUGGCAGAUGCUCUAUGGAAUAUGCCUGGCGAUCCAGCCUAUGAUAAGUUUGUAGCGAGGUGGACGAAUUCGGAUCUGAAAGAGUAA
Gamsiella multidivaricata is the source of this 552-nucleotide messenger RNA. Its product is annotated as periplasmic binding protein-like I. The record is from RefSeq and is a predicted model, not a curated record. The transcript is spliced from 3 exons. The annotation marks the transcript as partial. NCBI's taxonomy places the organism in Eukaryota, Fungi, Mortierellomycota, Mortierellomycetes, Mortierellales, Mortierellaceae.